UGUCCCUUGCCACGUAGGGCUUCGAAUUUUGCAGUUUUUUUUUCACAUCUUAUCAAAAAUACAUUAUUUUAUGAAUCACCACUGUUUUGUGGUUGACUUAGGUGUAUUAUUAAUAAAAAAUAUGCAUAUUUAAUCAGAUUUUUGCCUUGAUUAACCAUUUUACAAGCAAAAAAUGAACUAAAAUUCAACUAUAAGGCAUUCAGAAGUGGUUACUAGCUUCUAACCAUUUCUAGCCUCAAAUUUAUUCCUUCUAAACUCGAAGAAGCCACCAACUUACUACUUCCAUAUGGAGGACAACUUUUUUUUCACUCUAUCAUGUCGGACAGGGCUGCCUUCAUAACUUCAUGCAGCAUUAAGGUGGCAGGUCCGCCGCAAGCGGGGGCUUUUCUGGAGCGUCCCUCCAGACCGACUAUGUUUCGGAAGUUCUACGAACGUGGGGAGUUCCCGAUGGCACUGGAGCAUGACACCAAAGGCAACCGUAUUGCUUGGAAGGUGGAGCUGGAGAAGCUGGACUACCAUCACUUCUUGCCUCUGUUCUUUGACGGUUUAUGCGAGACGGCUCACCCGUAUGAGUUUUUUGCCCGACAGGGCAUCCAUGACCUACUGGAGCACGGCGGCCCAAAGAUUCAGCCCGUCAUACCGCAACUCAUCAUCCCCAUCAAGAACGCCCUGAACACGAGGAACCGCCAGGUCAUCUGCACCACCUUGAAGGUCCUGCAGCACCUGGUGAUGUCUAGCGACACGGUAGGAGAAACCUUGGUGCCCUACUACAGACAGAUCCUGCCCAUCCUCAACAUCUUUAAGAACAUGAACAUCAAUUCUGGAGACGGCAUCGACUACAGCCAACAGAAACGAGAGAACGUGGGCGACCUGAUACAGGAGACUCUGGAGGUGUUGGAGCGCUACGGUGGAGAGGACGCCUUCAUCAAUAUCAAAUAUAUGGUGCCCACCUAUGAGUCCUGUAUGAUUAGCUGAAUGCGGUGAGGGAAUUUCACCCUCGCUUGUUAUUAUCCACCGACUCCCUUAGUUUGAUUCUUGACAGCUUUUCCCACUGCAUCAUAUCAGCGCGGUCGUUAUUGCCGUCGGUCGUUUUUUUUAACCCAAGGGAGUAUCUUAUGUUGUUGGGAGACUCAUGUUUUUCAGGAGAUUGAGGGCAGAUGCAGCAAAGUUGAGACUGUGGAGUUUAAUCCUACAGGUCCAAAGCUAAGGCCCAGCAACAUAAUUUUUGGUCAUUUAAAUAUAUUUUUUACUCCCUUGACUAACAUCACAGAGAGUGUUUUUUUUAAUCUACCUCAAUUAGCAAACGUAUACUUUCGUUUUAAGUCUCAAAUUAAAAUGUAUUUCGGAUUUUAGAUUUUUAUGAAAAUUAAGUAGGAUUUUGUUGAAAAUUUCAUCAAGUAUUCGUAAAAACAUAUUUUAGAGGUUACUUGAAAAUACGUAUGUUUUGUCACUGAUUACCGGGGGUGUCCAGGGGUGUCCAAACAUUUUCCACAGAGGACCACUUUCAUAUUUUGUAAAGCAACACAUGUAGAUAUGCUAAGACGUUUAAUACUAAAAAAAAAUACGAAAAAAAACAGCGUCUCAGUGAUAUACUGUAGGUGGAAAAAGCUCAUUGCAUCAUACAAACUUCAAACAAUCAUACAAAUUCUCCAAAAUAUAUGAUUUUUUUUCUCAAAUUUCGGAAGUUUUCUUUUGUGAUAUUUUCACAAAACAUUUUUCUCAUAUUUCUCUUGAUAUUUUCACAUUAUUCUUGUAAAAUUACAGCUGUUUUUACAUUUAUUUUUUAAAACUUAAUUUUAAAACUAUUUCAACCUUCUUCUUGUGAAAUUACUUCUUCUAAUUAUGUCUUUAUUCCCAUAACAUUUGCCUUUAUUCUUUAAACACAACUACUUUUUCCGCAACCCAAUUUUCCAAAAAUUAAUUGUUGUUUUGUAUGUUUUUCAUAAUUACAACUACAUAAAUUGUUUUGUCUUCAUCUUUUGACUUUAUUCCUGUACAAUUACAAUUAUUACAAUUACUUUAUUAUGUUUUUUUUGUGUGUGUUCUUGUUCAUUUCUAUUUGUAAUAGUGCAAGGGCUAUGCGCAAGGCCUGCAAAUGGCCCCAGAGCCGCACUUUGGACACCUCUGCUUUUAUGGAUGAUAAUACUGAAUACUCUAACCUAAACAGUACCCAGUUGAUACACUUGGGACCAAAAUAUAAUUUUGAAGUUAAAUGUUCUUAAUCUAAAAAUCAAAAAAUCAAAAAAUCAAAAAAUCUAAAAAUCUAAAAAUCUAAAAAUCUAAAAAUCUAAAAAUCUAAAAAUCUAAAAAUGUUUGUGUUCUACUACUAGAAAUGACUACUUUCAUAAAUGCAUUUUUUCUACUCAACCCCUUGCACAAACGCUGCAUUUUGAGACUUUUGUUUAUGCAUGUAUGUACGUCAUUUUCCUGUAACUAUGCAAUAACCACACAUAGGCCUUAUCUUUACAUCAAUACCAGUGCAAA
This is a messenger RNA of Doryrhamphus excisus (bluestripe pipefish), 2484 nucleotides long. The record is from RefSeq and is a predicted model, not a curated record. Lineage: Eukaryota; Metazoa; Chordata; Actinopteri; Syngnathiformes; Syngnathidae.